GAAACCAAAAACAAAAACAAAAACAAAAAAUGGCCCCCCCCGGCAUCAUCUCCGUCGUGUACCCCUCAGCCGCCAAGUUCGACAUGGACUACUACCUGCGCGUGCACAUGCCGCUGGUGCAGAAGAACUGGGCCAGCUUCGGCCUCGUCGACUGGAAGGUCGCCCACUACACCGCCGACGACGCCGGCUUCGUCUCCGUCCAGGCCUGGCUCCAGUUCGAGGACGUCGCCCAGUGGGCCGUCGCCGCCAGCAGCGUGCCCGGGAAAGAGGUCUUUGAUGAUGUGAAGAGGUUCACGGAUGCGACGCCGAAGGUGCUGGUGGGUACGUUGACCGGGGGGCAGGGGGCGUAGGUAGAGGAGAUGAAGGGGGGAGGGAGGGAUUGUGUACCUAACUAACAUCGGUUUUUUUUUUGGUUUCUUGAGAGGAGAGUUUCCAUUACGCGUGGUAACAUAGGCUUUUAUGAGUUGUGCAACUAUAAGCUCUUCAGGGAUGGCAUUUCUGGGUUAUUAUAGCAUAUAUACGCAUGACUUUAACGCGUGACUUUAGCCAAUGCCCCAAUGAGCAAAUCCUACCUGUCAAUGUUCCCCUAU
Hypoxylon fragiforme is the source of this 590-nucleotide messenger RNA. RefSeq lists its product as uncharacterized. The transcript is spliced from 2 exons. Lineage: Eukaryota; Fungi; Ascomycota; Sordariomycetes; Xylariales; Hypoxylaceae. The coding region runs from base 30 to 350 and encodes 106 amino acids. Gene Ontology annotation, molecular function: oxidoreductase activity. The record is from RefSeq and is a predicted model, not a curated record.